AAAAUUAGGUUAUCUGCAAAACCCUAGGCUCCACGAAUGAUAGAAAGUUAGAAACCCUGGCAGACGCAGACCAAACUGCGGUGGAAUUGGUGUUCCGAGUUGAAAGCAUUGAUUGCGAUUGCGAUUGCGAUUGCGAUUGUAAUUGUAUUGUAUGACCGCAUUCUACCGGUGAAUCAUUGUUGAACUGUCUAGUUUGAUGUCAAUGGAAGUCCAGGGCUUCACGUAUGAGGCCCUAAGCCCUUUGCUAGCCGCCGAGCCAGCAUUGACGCCGGAACGCCUUUUUCUCUCCGCCGAUUCCGAGCCCUAUGUUGUGCUCCGCAAUGAAAUCCCUCUCUCCGUGACUCACUGCCCAUUGCCAGAGUCCUCCGCUCCGGAUUACUUCUCUCUUGACGUCAGUGCGGAUGCCGACGAGCCGGCGGUUGAUUUGAUUUCCACUCCGUCGCCUUUGGCAACUCCAGCACCGGAAACUGAGCGGUCGCUUGAGGGCGGUUGGUUUCGGCCAAAUUAUCGGUUCAAGAGCCCUAUGCUUCAGCUCCACAAAGAGAUACUGGAUUUCUGUGACUUUCUCUCACCAACUCCAGAAGAACAAGCAUCACGAAAUGCGGCCGUGGAAUGUGUCUUUGAUGUUAUUCGGUAUAUAUGGCCCCACUGUGAGGUAGAGGUUUUUGGGUCAUUCAAAACUGGGCUUUAUCUUCCAAGUAGUGACAUUGAUGUUGUCAUACUGGGAUCAGAUGUCAAAACUCCACAAAUUGGCUUACAAGCCCUUGCUAGGGCCCUAUCUCAAAGAGGCAUAGCAAAGAAGAUACAGGUGAUUGCAAGGGCACGCGUUCCAAUCAUCAAAUUUAUUGAGAAGAGAAGUGGCAUUGCAUUUGAUUUAAGCUUUGAUGUUGACAAUGGACCAAAAGCUGCUGAGUUCAUAAAGGAGGCUGUAUCCAAAUGGCCCCCAUUACGCCCGCUGUGCUUGAUCUUGAAAGUAUUUCUGCAGCAAAGAGAAUUAAAUGAGGUGUAUACAGGUGGAAUAGGUUCCUAUGCACUCCUUGUGAUGCUCAUUGCAAUGUUGCAGAGUCUUCACAAGCAGCAAGGUUUUCCAGAACAUAACUUGGGAGUUCUUUUGGUAAACUUUUUUGAUAUUUAUGGACGGAAAUUGAACACAUCAGAAGUUGGUGUGUCUUGCAAGGGGCCAGGCACAUUCUUCUCAAAGAGUAGCAAAGGGUUUGCUGUUAAAGGACGGCCAUUUCUUAUUUCCAUAGAGGAUCCUCAGGCACCGGAAAAUGACAUAGGGAAGAACUCCUUUGGCUAUUUCCAGGUCAGAUCAGCUUUUGCCAUGGCUUUCUCAACGCUGACGAAUGCAAAGACCAUCUUGAGCCUAGGCCUCAAUAGGAGCAUUCUGGGUACCUUAAUAAGGCCAGAGCCGGUCCUAGUGGAACGAAAGGGAGGGGCAAAUGGAGAAGUUACAUUUGGGGAAUUGCUGCCUGGAGCAGGAGAGGCGGUUCAGGUCCAUAGCGAAGAGCAGCAGAUGUAUUGUAAUUGGCAGUUAGAUGAUGAGGAAGAACCCCUUCCCAGGGGAAAUGGGACAGCAGAUGGGGAUGGUGGCACUGGCACACCUUCCUCCUCUGGAAAGAAGAAGAAGAAGAUGAGGACGAAAGCAUCCGAAGAGGAGAAGCCGGCUAAGAUGCUGAAAGCAAAUGGUGAAGCCCGGAAGGUGAGGCACGAAGAAAGUGGGUCAAAGAGAGACAAGGGUAAAAAGAAGACAGGGUACCCGCGGGAUGGAAGUGGUAGUAAUAGUAGUAGAAGUAGACGUAGAAGUAGUAACCGUUUUCCAUCCCCAAGGAAGGAGUAGGACUCGAAGCUUCAGUUUUCAUCAGUGCUCCCCAUAAUCCCAUACCCUACAAUUACUGGUUGGGACUUGGGGGCUCGCUCCCAUCCUUUCGGUUGAAUUUUCAUCUUCACUACAAAACCAAUGCCAAUGCCAUUGCCACCUAAACUGCUUUUACCAGACCAGAUGGGUGUCUUUCCUUGGAAUUCAAUUCCAUUUACUUUUUUUUC
Messenger RNA from Diospyros lotus (date-plum), 2046 nucleotides. RefSeq lists its product as uncharacterized. The coding region runs from base 197 to 1840 and encodes 547 amino acids. Gene Ontology annotation, biological process: RNA 3'-end processing. Gene Ontology annotation, cellular component: TRAMP complex; nucleolus. The transcript has 13 exons. NCBI's taxonomy places the organism in Eukaryota, Viridiplantae, Streptophyta, Magnoliopsida, Ericales, Ebenaceae. Gene Ontology annotation, molecular function: poly(A) RNA polymerase activity; mRNA binding. The record is from RefSeq and is a predicted model, not a curated record.